AUGGUUGGUAGAGUUAAUGACAUUGCAGAGGAAACAGCUGACAAAUGGGAUAUCUUUUUUGUAGAAAAGAAAAAACAGGAAGAAUUAAACCAACCCAAGAAAACAUUUAAGGACAGCACAGAGGUACAUAAUGAUAUUGCUAGCAGUAGAAACAUUGUUGAGCAACUAGUAGAAAAUGUUGAGGUUGAAAUACAAACAGAGCAUACAGAGCAACCUUUGGACAGUGGAAUGAAUAUUGGUAGUAUAGAUGCUGACACUGAGAAACUUACAAAGACAGAGAAACCAACAGAGAUACCGACAACUGAUAACACAGAGAAACCAACAGAGAAACCGACAGAGGCACAGGAUAGAGAGGAGAAGGAUAAGGAGGACGAGGAGAACAAGGAUGAGGAGGAUGAGGAGGGUAAACAGGAUGAGGAGGGUGAGGAGAAUGAGGAGGGUGAGGAGGAAGAGGAGGUCAAGGAGGAUGAGUUAGAUGCAGUUCCUCAUCACUCUGAAGAUGACACCAUAGCCCUGGAUCCACUAAGAAUUCCAUUGCAAGUGGAGACGGACCCUAUAAGGGAUCUUGAUUCUAGUCUCGAUUGUCCCAUGCCCACUGUGAAGAGACAUUAUGAGUGCGGAGAGCCUAGCGGUUCCCAAUCACAUGAGGUCCCUUUCCACCACCCUUAUUGGUGA
Cryptomeria japonica (Japanese cedar) is the source of this 675-nucleotide messenger RNA. Its product is annotated as histone chaperone ASF1-like. The record is from RefSeq and is a predicted model, not a curated record. The transcript is spliced from 3 exons. Bases 1 to 675 code for a protein of 224 amino acids. NCBI's taxonomy places the organism in Eukaryota, Viridiplantae, Streptophyta, Pinopsida, Cupressales, Cupressaceae.